AUCAUUUGGGCUUGCGGCCCAUUUCUGACACCCGCCCGUUACGUGGAACGUCCCGCCCCCGCCCCUCGCUCCGGGGUCCGGGGCAGCAAGGCUGCAGCCGCCGCCGCCGCCGCCGCCACUCUCAGAUGUCGCCGCCGCAGUCACUCCCACUUCCUUAUGCCCUCCCCGUCCCGUCCCAUUGCUCGCCUCCUCCACCUACGCCGUCUGUCAAUCUCCCCCCGAGAUCACCUCCUCCUCCGCUUCGCCGCACUCGCGAAGGAACUCUCCGAGCAGCCCCCACCCCCGCCUCUUCCGACACGGCCGCGGUCGCCACACCCGUACGAAUACAACCGCCUCAUGUCCGCUUACGCCGCUUCUGGCGGACGAGACGGCCCAGGCGCAGGCGCCGACCGCGCCCUCCACCUGCUCGACGAAAUGCGGAGCCUCCUCGGGCGCCGCCCCGACACCGCCUGCUUCACCACGGCAGCCGCGGCGCUCUCGUCGGCGUCCCAACCUGGCGCCGCGCUCGCCGUACUCAACGCCAUGGCCGCGGACGGUGUUGCACCCGACGCUGCCGCGUGCACAGUGCUCGUCGGGGUGUACGCAUGCCGUCUCCGGUGGUUCGACGCAGCCUACCAAGUCGUGCAGUGGAUGGCGGCGAAUGGCGUGGCCCCGGACGUGGUCACCUACUCGACGCUGAUCUCUGGGCUGUCCAGUGCAGGCCGGCUGGCUGAAGCGCUGGGCGUGCUUGACUUGAUGCUUGAGGAAGGUUGCCAACCCAAUGCUCACACGUACACUCCCAUCAUGCACGCCUACUGCGUGAGUGGAAUGAUACAUGAGGCCAAGGAGCUCUUGGAAACGAUGAUUGCAGCUGGAUUUGCACCAAGCACAGCCACUUAUAAUGUCUUGAUUGAAGCUUUAUGCAAGGCUGGCUCUUUCAAGGAAGUAGAUGUGCUUCUUGAGGAGAGCAGAGUGAAAGGGUGGACGCCGGAUACAAUCACAUACAGUACAUACAUGGAUGGGCUGUGCAAAGCUGGCAGAGUAGAUAAGAGCUUCACCUUGGUAGAUAAGAUGCUGUCGGAGGGGUUGCACCCCAAUGAGAUUACUCUGAAUAUCCUCCUAGAUGGGGUUUGCCGCAGGUCAACUGCUUGGGCUGCAAAGUGCCUCUUGGAGUGCAGUGCAGAAAUUGGAUGGCAUGUCAAUGUUGUCAACUAUAACACUGUGAUGAGGAGGCUUUGUGAUGAGCGGAAAUGGUUGGCUGUUAUCAAGCUCUUUGGUGACAUGGUUAAAAAGGGCAUGGCUCCCAAUAGCUGGACUUUCAGCAUUGUGGUCCACAGUCUCUGUAAACUUGGGAAGCUUCGCGAAGCUCUUUGCUUGCUUGGAAGUGAGGAGUUUGUCGCUGAUGUUGUGGCAUACAAUACUUUGAUCCGUCAUCUCAGUUUCUUGGGGAAAACUUAUGAGGCCUGCCUUGUGCUUCAUGAGAUGAUUGAUAAAGGCAUUACUCCAAAUGACAUCACUGACAGCCUUGUGGUUGAUUGUUUGUGUAGAGAGGGGAAAUUCUUGGUUGCACUUAGCUAUUUAAAUCAAUCACUGGAAGAUGGUCUCUCUAGAUCUGCAGUAUCGAGUAUUGUGCGAGGUCUCAUUGCUGGCGGGAAUAUAUUUUAUUUACAAAGAACAAAAUUAAAGUGUAUCUUUCCAUUUGUUUGCUAAUUUCAAUUGGAGUUUGCACAAAACUGAUGCAUCCUGCUGCAGAAAGUCCUGUAAAAGGGGCUUAAAUUUGAAAUGUAUGAUUAUUUCAAGAUUGUCAGAGUCAUUCCAGGAUCAGAAAGCAAACUCAGGGGAAGUCUUAGGUUAACUUUAUGACGAGUGGUUGAUUUGGCGAAAAGUUCUUAAUUGCUCAAACCUGCAUCUUGCAACAGCUCUUAAAUCAAUUGCCAAUCAUGUAUUCAUGUAUAGUACAGCUUGUUUCAAUAUCCUACUUCCUCCUUUUGCAUUUCCGUCUUGGCCAAACAUUUACAUGAUUACCGAACUUGGAAAAAUUUACAUUUGUUUGUGAGAGACUCAGGCUUUAGGGAGGAGGUAUCCGACUGAACUCCCCUUCAUUAGUACCA
This is a messenger RNA of Panicum virgatum (switchgrass), 2090 nucleotides long. RefSeq names its product pentatricopeptide repeat-containing protein At1g09900-like. Gene Ontology annotation, molecular function: protein binding. NCBI's taxonomy places the organism in Eukaryota, Viridiplantae, Streptophyta, Magnoliopsida, Poales, Poaceae. The transcript is spliced from 2 exons. The record is from RefSeq and is a predicted model, not a curated record. Bases 157 to 1689 code for a protein of 510 amino acids.